UAGUUUUAUACUUUUUUAAUCAUAUAUUUCAGAUAAAACAAUGAUUUUUAGUAUUAUUUUUACAUCAUUGUUAGCAAUAAGCUGGUCAGUAAGUCCACCACAAUUGCAAGAAAGAGAUGUGGCAAUUCCAAUUCUCAGUCAAUCAUCGGAAGUAAGUCCCGAUGGGACAUUUUUCAAUCAAUACGAAACUGCAAAUGGAAUUACAUAUGAGGAACGUGGAAUUUUAAAAAAUAUUGGACAACAAGAGGAAGCUGCCUCAGUUCAAGGCACUGCUAGUUGGCCCUCACAAGAUGGCACUCCAAUUCGAUUAGAUUGGCAGGCUGAUGAAAAUGGUGCCAUUUUUCAAGGUGAUCAUAUACCAACACCACCGCCAAUUCCAGUACUCAUACAACGUGCUCUCGAUUGGCUAGCUGCUAAUCCAAAUCGACAAAUAGAUGAUAAAAAAACGUAAAAAAAAUUACCUGAAAUCCUCCUCAUUAUAUGCAACAGAUUAAAAAUUUUAAAUUAAUUUUUCUAUUUACAAAUUUUUAUUUAUUAUAAAAUUUUGUUAUAAAUAAAUUUUAUUUGUAAUUAAAAUUUA
Molecule: messenger RNA, 580 nt
Organism: Leptopilina boulardi
Lineage: Eukaryota; Metazoa; Arthropoda; Insecta; Hymenoptera; Figitidae
Product: endocuticle structural glycoprotein SgAbd-2-like
Exons: 1
Coding region: 41-451 (136 amino acids)
Cellular component (GO): chitin-based extracellular matrix
Molecular function (GO): structural constituent of chitin-based larval cuticle
Source: RefSeq, a predicted model, not a curated record